AAUCGCAGCCUUAUUUCGCUUCACCAAUAUCGUAAAGGCAGAAGCGGGCUGGCUGUUAUUGGCGCGUGUUGUCCUCAACAAAAGAAAUACAUCGGCAUGUAACUUUUUACGUACAGUUGCAAUAAAAAAUCCUAUUAACUGUAUAAUCAGUCUAAAAUGCCUUUAUAAAAAAUAGCAUAGUCAGUUAUUUUUUGAUUUAUUUAUUCAAGCAAUUAAUCAGGCAGUGUUGUGUUUUUUCGGGAAUUUGAAAUUUUAAAGAUGGAUGAAGCUUACGCACAUCUUGAAGGAAAUAAUUUGAAGGAUAACAAGAAAGCCCUUCAGCCUCCUGAUGGGGGUUGGGGCUAUGUGGUAUGCAUUGGCGUUGGAUUUACUUUCAUGUUGGGAUUUGGAUCAUCUAACGCCUUCGGGAUCUUAUUUAACAGUUUCUUCAUAGAACAAGAUGGUGCUAGCGGUCUUCCCCUUGUUAUAGGCGUUUAUAACGGAGCAUUAUCUGUAUCAGGAUUUUUGAGCGGGAUUGCCCUCAAGAAAUAUUCAUUUCGACAAGUUGGUUUGGUUGGAGCUGGACUUUUCGUAUUAGGAGAUAUCUUGACUAUAUUCGUCGAAAGGACAUAUCAACUUGUGUUUACAUUUGGAGUUAUAAGAGGUGCAGGAUUCGGUGUAAUGAUACCAGUCAGUUUUACAGCGUUCAACUGUUAUUUUACAAAAAAACGCACAGCCAUGAUGAGUGCCAAUCAAACUAUGAGCAGUAUGGCCUCAAUGACCUUUCCUAUAUUGGUGACUUUCCUACUGUCCGAGUACGGAUUCAGAUGGACCCUCGCAUUGAUAAUGGCUCUGGAUCUCCAUUUGGUGUUUGCGGUGCUAGUUAUGCAUCCAGUUGAAUGGCAUAUGAUAAAAAUACCAGGAUGUCCUGAAAUUGAGCUUUCACCAAAUUGUGAAUCGAAAAGUCCCAAAAAAGUCAAAUUAAAAGGUGAUACCUAUGAUGAAUCCAUAAUAAAAAUGUUACCAGGUGAUGAGAAUAUCGUCGAAGUAAAGACUAAUGCGGGCCAUCACAAGUCUAUUCAAAAAAGCAUAAUGAAAGUAAUAUACGACAAUGUCGAGCUAGAUUUGCUCAAAGAUCCUCGUUUCGUGAGCACUUUGAUUGGACUUGGUUUCGCUUUUGUAUCUGAUGUGACGUAUUUGGCAAUGGAACCUAUGUUGUUAUUUUCGUAUGGAUAUACAGAGAUGCAAGUGGCUACAUGCGUUAUGAUAGGCGCCGUGGCAGAUCUUCUAGCAAGAUUCGGUCUUGCAGUAUUUACUUAUUUUUACACUGUAGAUAGUAAAACCCUUUUCUUCUACGGUACAUGUAUCACCAUGGUCCUACGAAUAGCGUUGAUAUGUUCAGAUAACCUGAUUUUUGUCACAUCAAUAACAGCAGUGUCAGGUUUGGUCCGGUGCUCAGUGCAAGUGCUGUUUCCCUUAGUUCUGGUGGCAGCAGCACCUGACAGGUUUCCAGCUGCAUUGGCCUUACAUAUAUUAUUUUCUGGAUUUCUGAUGCUUAUAACUGAUCCGUUAAUAGGUGUAAUAUAUGAAACAACUGGCAGCUAUGCGAACUGUUUCAUAGCAAUGAGCUGUUGCUGCUUAGUUUGUGUUAUGAUUUGGACUGUGGACUAUUUUGUCAGUCGGAAACAAGUUUGAAACAAGCUUUAUAAGUGAAUAAGAUUUGAUAAUGGCUGGUCUUUAUCACUGACUGCGCCGUCUGCGUGCAGUUGGCGUGCACCUUGUUCACUGAGCCGAGCUAACAUAGGGCGCUCUCUUGCACAAUUGUAUGGAAGUGAAAAGGACGCACUAUGAUUGUGAUUGGUCAGUGGGUGUAAUUCCCUAAAAAAUGUAAGGUUACAUUUAUAUUGCUCACUACAAAACACCUUAAAGGUUGCUAGCUUUUGCCCGUGCCUUCGCCCGUAAUUGUAAGUUACAGUAAAAAAAACAUCGAAAGGUAGGGAAUAGUCCAGUGCGCAAUCCAUGUCAAUAAUAUAACGAGAAUCGGUCCGAGAAAUGAACAGAAUACAGUCCAGUGACCAAACAAGGGUCAACUUAAAAUCAAAAACUUAGACCUAGAGUAUAAUCACGACACCCACGCCACACCAGAGACAUUUAAGACUGACAUUUUCGACGCAACGUGAACGUGCGUUACGCCCGUUAUCUGCAACCAAUGAAUGAAUGGUUUCU
Messenger RNA from Maniola jurtina (meadow brown), 2205 nucleotides. Its product is annotated as monocarboxylate transporter 13-like. NCBI's taxonomy places the organism in Eukaryota, Metazoa, Arthropoda, Insecta, Lepidoptera, Nymphalidae. Gene Ontology annotation, molecular function: monocarboxylic acid transmembrane transporter activity. Gene Ontology annotation, biological process: monocarboxylic acid transport; transmembrane transport. The transcript has 9 exons. The record is from RefSeq and is a predicted model, not a curated record. The coding region runs from base 259 to 1674 and encodes 471 amino acids.